Asparagus officinalis (garden asparagus) is the source of this 1305-nucleotide messenger RNA. RefSeq lists its product as uncharacterized. Bases 32 to 442 code for a protein of 136 amino acids. NCBI's taxonomy places the organism in Eukaryota, Viridiplantae, Streptophyta, Magnoliopsida, Asparagales, Asparagaceae. The transcript has 3 exons. The record is from RefSeq and is a predicted model, not a curated record.
UCUGAGGGAUCCUAAGUUCAAGCCCAGAGACAUGAAAGCAGAAAUACAAAAACAAUAUGAGAUCAUAGUGGAUUUAAGGAAAUGUAGGAGGGCAAAGAGUAGGGCUUUGAAUGCAAUAGAUGGUUUGUUUAAGAAGCAAUAUGGCUUGUUAAAGGCAUACAUGAGAGAGCUCUUAAGGAGUAAUGAUGUAAGUACAUGCAUUCUGAAGGUCACAGAUCAAAGUGACUCAUCAGAAUCAGGAGUCUCUCAAAGAUUCUACGUGUGCUUUGCAGCCAUGAAAAGGGGGUUCGCCAACAAUUGUAGACCUAUAUUUGGACUUGAUGGGUGCUUUCUUAAACAUGCAUGUGGUGGGCAAUUGUUAAGUGCCGUGGGGAGAGACGACAAUAAUCAGAUGUGGCCAAUUACGUGGGCUGUUGUGGAGGCUGAAACAAGGAGCUCUUGAGAAUGGUUUAUGAGAAUCUUAUCCAAUGAUCUCAACAUGGGAGAGGAAGAGGGAUUGACAGUAAUUUCAGACCAACAAAAGGUAAGGAUCAAUUUCAUGUCAUAUUCAAUUUAAUCUCUAUCUGGGCUACAUAUUUACAUAUUUGGGUAUGUUUUUUUGUUUAACCAGGGUUUAGUUCCAGCUAUACAUGAAGUUUGGCCCCAAGUGGAGCAUAGACAAUGUGCAAGACACAUUUAUUCCAAUUGGAGGAAAACACAUACUGGAAGAACUCUUCAAAAACAAUUUUGGUAUUGUGUGAAGGCAACCUCCAUGGGGGAUUUUGCAAGAGAGGCUGGCAAACUCAAGGAUUACUCUCAAAAGGCAUACGACGACUUCAUGACAAGGGAUCCUCACACCUUCUGUAAGUCCCAUUUUAAAUGUCAUAGCCAAUGUGACAGUGUCGACGACAAUAUGUCUGAAACCUUCAACUCAUUCAUCCUUCUUGCAAGAUACAAGCCAAUAAUUUUUAUGCUAGAAGACAUUAGACUUGCCAUGAUGGAUAGGAUGCAGUUAAAAAGGAAGUUGAUUACACAAUUUGUGGGUGGGAUUGCACCUAGGAUAAGCAAGAAAAUCAAAGAGGGAUAUCAAGAACAAUUGCACUGUCAAACACGUUGGUCGGGAACAAAUGACUACAGUGGAUUUGAGAUACAUCACAGAGGGAUUGGCCAUGAGGUUAACUUGGGUGAAAAUACCUGUUCUUGUAGGGUUUGGGACUUGACUGGAAUUCCAUGUUGUCAUGCCAUUAUUGCAAUAUUGUUCAUGAGAAAGAAUCUAGAAGAUUUUGUUGCUCAUUGGUACAAAAGUGAAGCUUACAAAAAUGCUUA